GAUAUUUGUAAUUUAAAAGAAAAAGAAGAGAAGUUGUUGAAGGAAAUUGAAGAAAAAAGCAGUUCAGAGAGUUUGCUUGAAGAAAGACUAAUGAAGGGGAAGUCUGAGGUGGAAGGGUUCAAAAAAGAACUUUGUCAAAGUUUGCAACGUUCCAUGGAGUUGGAAAAGUCUUGUUCAGAUCUCAGGAAAGCUGCUGAAGAAACUGGGAAGGAAAAGGAUUUGAAAUUGGAAAGUUUGGAACAAGAAAUAAAAUGUUUGAGGAAAUCGAUUGAAACAUCUGAAAAUGAUUAUGAAGAAAAACUUAGUUUAAAAAUUCAAGAAUUUGAUUCUGUGAAAGAGAAAUGUAAAGAAGUAACUUGGGAGCUGGAGUCUGUUAAAAGACAAAACGUUGAAUUGCUUGAACAGUGUGCGGCUGGUAAGGAGAGAGUUUGCCAUUUGGAAGAAAAAAUUGAACUGAAAGAAAAUGAAUUUUCAGUGAAAAGUGAAGACUUGGAAAAAAUAAAGCUGGAGCUGUGUUUCGAACUUGAGAAAAAUACAAAUUACUCGGAAGAAACAAAAAAACUUGAAAAUGAAGUGAAAUCUUUGCAAAGUCAUGCUAUGGAAUUGCAGUCUCAGCAUGAAUCAACAUUAAAUGGAUAUUGUGAAAAGUUACGAGUUACUGAAGAAACAAAUAAAGUGUUGGAAGAAGACAUCAGUGUUGCCAAGUUAAAGUUAGAAACUUAUUUCGCAGCACUGGAAGAUAAAACAAUGAAAAUAUCAGAGUUGGAACGAAACAUUGAAUGUUUGGAGUUGAAGUUGAGAGAAACUGUUGAAGUUUUGAAUGAAACUAAAUUGAAACUUGGAUCAGUAGAGUCUGAGAACUCAACGUUAAAAUAUGGGAUUAAAAAUUCUGAAUCUGGUUUGAAAACUCGUGUUAGUGAGUUAGAAGCAACCUUGGUUGAAAGGGAGAUGUAUGAGGAACAUAUGAAAGAAGAGAAUGUUAAAUUGAAAGAUGUUUUAUCUUUAAAUGAACAGAAAUUGCAAGAUUCGUUGGCAGAAGAAAGAAGAUUGAAAUGUGAGAUUAAAACUUUGGAGAAAGAUAAAGAAAGCUUGAAACAACAUUCUAUUUCCAUGGAAACGAAGAUCACUGAACUGAAACAGCAGUUAUCAGUUGCCAUAACAACCAUCGAUAAACUGCAAGCUGAACAGCGCCUACAUGUGGAUGCUGUUACACUCGCCGAGAAAGAAAAUAAAGAAGUUCGUAGCGAGCUUGAAUCUACGAUCCAUAAACUGAAGGAUGAUCUCGAAAAAUCAAGUUUGAAGAUCAGCAACGAAGAAAUGGAGGUUGAACAACUUAGAAGGAAACUGGAGGAUUCUAAUUUGAAUUAUGAAGCUUUGAAGGGACAAAGUCAAGAUGCUGGAAAUGCGAUUGAAGAAAAAUCUGUUUUAGAGGAAAAGUUGCUCGAAAUCAGAAUAGAUUUCGAUUCAAAAGUAACAGAAAACGAUGAAAUAUCGGGGGAGAAUUUUAAACUUGAAAAUGAGGUUUCUAUGUUGCUUAAAAAUAUCACGGAAGCACAAAGUCAUCAUGACUCGAUGGUUUGUGGGUUGAAAGAAGAUAACCUUGGGUUGGUGGGUAAAGUGGGAGUGUUGGAAAGUGAAGUGGAUCGGUUGAAGAGGGAGGGUGCAACAGUGGUGGAACAGCUGGAAAGUGAAGUGGAUCGGUUGAAGAGGGAGGAUGCAAUAGUGGUGGAACAGCUGGAAAGUGAAGUGGAUCGGUUAAAGAGGGAGGGUGCAACGAUGAAAGAAGAGCUGGAAGGUAAACAUAAUGAAGUCGCAAACCUGAUGAAACAACUUGAAUCAACUGAAUUACAAGCGUCAACUUUGUCUGCGAUGGUAGCGGAGUUGGAAGCAGCACGUGAUGUUCAUGUGGGGGAAUAUAAACAACUGGAUGAUCAAUUAACAAAGGUUAGGAGCGACUUCAAAACAGAGGUAGCAACCCUUGAGGAACGAAAUAAAUCCUUGGAACAAAAGCUUGAAGCUUCCUCUGAUGAUAUGAGGGUUAAAGACGAAUAUAUUGUGUGUGAGAAACGCGAGGCGGAAGAAUUACGAGCGAGGCUUUCAGUGGCUGUGGCGAACAUUGAGGAGUUAGAGGGAUUUAAGGGACAGUUCUCGGAGAUUGAAAACCGCCAUAAAAACCUCGUAUCUGAGUACGAGUGUAUGGAGGUUGAGUUGUUGAGGGUAGGUGGGGAGAAUGAUGAUCUGAUGGUGGAUGUUGGAAGGUUGAAGGAGGUUGUAGAGGAGAGGGAAGGUGAAGUAAAGGGGAUGAGGGAGAAACUUCAUCUGCUGGAGAAUGUUGUGAGCGAAGCUGAAACGAGCAACUCACAAAUGUCCACGGAGCUUCGGAAGUUAAACGAAGCCAUCCAGCGAGAAUCCUCCAUCUCUAAGAGGAGAAUCAGCUCCAUGGAAGAUGAGAAUGAAGAUCUAAGGAGGGAGGUGGGAGUUCUCCAGUUGGAGGUUGAUGGAAUGAAGAAAGAGGAGCAGGGAGCAAAGGAUGCGAUGAUGAUGAGCGAGGAUCGGAUCCGGUUAUUGGAAGAUGAAGUUGUGAUCUUGGAGAGGGAGAAGCAAAAGUUGGAGGAUGCUAAUGAUAAAUUAAAAGAUGAUCACUCUCGUCUCCAACUGGAUGUUGCACAGUUGAGAGUUGAUCUUGAAGAUGCGGGAUCAUCAUUACAGAGGAUGGGGGAAGAUAAAGACGGUUUGAUCCUUCAAGUUGAGAGGUUGACGAACAAUCUGUUGGAAUCUUCACAUAAUCUUCAUGAAUUGCAGUUGGUGUUGGAUGAUCAAAAACUAAAGAUUGAAGACAAUGAACAAACAAACAUUGUUACGAUGUUGGAUCUUCAAACCACCAAUGCUGGCCUUACAAGGAAGGUUUGUGAUGUCACAGAGAAACUCAUUCAAGCGGAACAACGCGAACAAAACUUCGAGUCACGGUUCAGUGAGUUGGAAGCGAGGUCAUUGAAGCGCGACAUUGAGUUGGACGAAGCAUCCAAGAAAGCCGUCGUGGAUUUUAAUCUUAUGCGGAAGGAGGUUGAGGUUUUGGAAGCAAAUAACGUCAAACUAACCGAGGAAAUCGAGAAUUUAAAAAUCAACGAAGUUUUAUCGGACUCGAAGCUCGAGUCUGCGUUGGAAUCGCUCAUGCACGCAAGGGAGGAACUCAACCGUGAAGUUACGCGGAACGAGGAAUUGAAGAAGCAAGUUGAGGGUUUGCAGUCACGUUGUAAUGAUAAUGUAGUAAAGCAACUAACGGAGGAAAAGCUAAAGUUGGAAAAAGAAGUUGAAAAAAUAACGGAAAACUUAAACUGAUGACGUUAACAGCUCGUCGUAAAGAGAAAGAGUUGAUUCGAUUCCAACAUUCCUUCAAACCUCCUGUGCACUCAACCGAUAAGUCACAUGACUCAGAAUCCAGCCAAUCAGGGCACAGCAAAGUUGUGAGGAGGAAAUCACCUCGUAAAAGUGGGGGCAAAUCCCUUCGAAUGUUGGUUCAUAACGACAGCGAAUCCACCCUCGCACCCUGUGUAUCGGAAGGAACAUCAGGGUCAGCUUCACCUGUUUAUCAACUUGAAGGCUUGCCUCAUUUGGUUAAGAAAGGUUUUGCCGACAUACCACAAGGCUUCUCCAGCCCCCAUGUUAUGCGACGACAAAACUUGACCAAAACCAAAGUUCUCGUUGCUGAAGCAUUGGCAAGUAAGAAGCAGCCAUCUCAUGCACAAG
Ciona intestinalis (vase tunicate) is the source of this 3747-nucleotide messenger RNA. The record is from RefSeq and is a predicted model, not a curated record. Lineage: Eukaryota; Metazoa; Chordata; Ascidiacea; Phlebobranchia; Cionidae.